This is a messenger RNA of Caenorhabditis briggsae, 846 nucleotides long. The transcript has 3 exons. The coding region runs from base 1 to 846 and encodes 281 amino acids. Lineage: Eukaryota; Metazoa; Nematoda; Chromadorea; Rhabditida; Rhabditidae. The record is from RefSeq and is a predicted model, not a curated record.
AUGUGGACAACACCUUCUAUUCUCCUUCUUCUCCUUAUCGGAGCCUCUUGGGUUUCUGGUUAUCCCCCAGGAGACACUCAGCAGAUCAUUUGGGACUAUUUGAAUAACACAUCGAAUCCAGCGCUGGCUUCAAGGGAUCCAGUUCAGAUUGAGAAAAUCUUGUAUAGAUCGUUCUUGUUCAGAGGGUGCAAAGCACAUUAUAAGAAAGCCAACGCCAUCAAAAUCAUUGCUGCAAUGCCUCGUGAAAUCGAUCUGUCCAUGAAAGUAAUCUCGACCACUUGGCUUCCAAAUGACCAUAUCCAAACCAUGCUUGUCGUUCCAAAACAACUUUUCAACGGAAAUCCCGAUGCUCAAUUCGAGUAUUGCACCCAUUACAAUGUCUGGUGGGGCGGACAAAUUCCAUGGUGUUCACUGCCAUUCGGUUACGAGUCGGAUGCUGUCUCGGAGGAUGUACAAGAGUACCUGGUUGGAAAAUCUUUGCCCCAAGAAGAGGGCGCUCCAGAGGAUCCGAAAGCUGUGGUCCAGAAGUUUCUGGGAGAGCUGAAGGAAGUCAUCGAUUCCAAGGAUUCUGGAAGAAUCGGAAAACUGUUCGACGACAACUUCUUGUUCAAGGGAUGUCUGGGAUCUUAUACCAAGGAAGACGUCAUCCAAAAGAUAAACGCUCUUCCAGCUGGCGUCUCUAUGGAGUUCUCAUUAGAGUCUGCAAAAUGGGCAAUCCAUGGGCAAAUCGAGUACAUCGUGUCUAUUGCUGGACCAGGAAUGGACAAGAUUCAUGCUCAAUUUGUUUAUUGCCCCUACACAAACGUUUUGAAGUCGGGAAAUGUGCCAAAGUGUGCCUCUUAUUGA